GUGUGUGUGUGUGUGUAAAAAAAAACACUCCCACAAAACAUGGGAUUAACGGGACUUUGUGGAGCUCUGGUUUUUUUCUGAAGAGGAAGAGAAGCAGAGAACAAUGAAAACAAAUGAAUGCAGCUCGGGAGCGAUCGGUAACAUAAGCAAAGUGAAGCCUUUACUGAAUGGAGAGUCUGAUCAAUGGGAACAGGCGACACCACCUACCCCACAGAGUCCAAAUACGAACCAGAGCGAGAGUGAGAGCCCAGCAGACUCUGACAUGGAGGUUAUGUUGAAUGACAAUGAGGAGAUCAGGAACGGUCCUGCUGGAAGGCUGAAGAGUAAACUGAGGUGCCAGGCUGGCUCUGAUGAGGCAAAACGCCGAGGAGUAUCCGGCUGGGAGAGCAGUCUGCGACAGAGACCAACACCACGUAUCAUUUUCCAGGCAGGAAUUUCCUUUCAUCACAAAAAAAAGAAAGAAGAUAACAAUAUGAAACCCAAAAAGGAGCUGUCCCGGAUGCCAAGGGAAGUCCCUGCCAAGUCACUUGUUGAAGGAAAUUCUAUCAUAGACCUCACUAUGGAGCCUUUGGAGAGCAAUACAAAAACUCUGAACAAGACAGAGGAGUUGGUUUGUGAAAACAAGGUUGUGAAGGGCACAGAAGUAGUUCUGCUGCAGUACCAGGACGGCAAGGGAUUUGGCCUUGGGGAGCUGGUUUGGGGCAAAAUCAAGGGGUUCUCCUGGUGGCCUGCGAUUGUUGUUUCCUGGAGGGUACCGGGAAAACGGCUGGCGAUUUCGGGAAUGAGAUGGCUGCAGUGGUUCGGAGAUGGCAAGUUCUCAGAGGUUUCCACGGACAAACUUGUGCCUUUGACUGCUUUCAGUCAGUAUUUUCACAGCUCUGCGUAUAAUAAGCUGGUCUCUUACAAAAGAGCCGUGUACCAGUCCCUGGAGAUUGCGAGCACUCGAUCCGAAAUGACCUUUCCCUCCAAUGAGCGGAGCACUUUAGAGGAUAGCAUAAAGCCAAUGCUGGACUGGGCCUUUGGUGGAUUUCAACCAAAGGGUUACGAAGGACUGAAGCCCAAAGAGAAAGCAGAAAAUGACGCUGUGAGUGAAAAGCUCACAGAGCUUUAUGUUCCUGACUUCUAUCCACCAUCGAAGAAGCAGAAAACCAGCAUUUACAAAAGUAAAGAGGGAACUGAAGAUGAACAGCGUGGACGAGAAAAAAUUUUGAAUGAAGUUAUGUCAAAAAAUAAAAGCAUUGAAGAAUUUUGCCUUGCCUGUGGGAGCACAAGUGUCAGCACUUUCCAUGCACUCUUCGAAGGAGGUCUGUGCGCUGUUUGCAAGGACAUCUACUUGGAGACGUCGUACAUGUACGAUGAUGAUGGCUACCAGUCCUAUUGCACUGUGUGCUGUGGGGGGAGGGAGGUGUUGCUGUGCGGCAAUGCAAACUGUUGCAGGUGUUUCUGUGUGGACUGUAUUGACAUCCUGGUGGGCCCUGGGUCCUCCGAAGAGGCCAAAGUGCAAGAUCCCUGGCGAUGUUACAUGUGCCUUCCACAUGAGAGCUACGGGGUGCUGAGGAGGCGAAGUGACUGGACCUUGAAACUCCAACAGUUCUUUGCCAGCGACAAUGGUCAGGAAUAUGAUCCACCUAAGAUUUACCCAGCAGUGCCUGCCGAGCAGAGAAGACCAAUCAAGGUUCUGUCACUCUUUGAUGGGAUAGCAACAGGUUUCUUGGUUCUGAGGGAUUUGGGGUUUAAAGUCGAGAGGUACAUUGCCUCUGAAAUAUGUGAAGACUCGAUUGCAGUAGGAACCGUCCGACAUGAAGGAAAAAUCACGUAUGUGCAUGACGUCCGGAACAUCAGCAGAAAAAAUAUCCAGGAUUGGGGUCCGUUUGACAUGGUGAUCGGAGGCAGCCCGUGCAAUGAUCUCUCCAUUGUGAACCCUGCGAGGAAGGGUUUAUAUGAGGGCACGGGGAGGCUGUUCUUUGAAUUCUAUCGGCUGCUUCAUGAGACCAGACCCAAGGAGUGGGAGGACAGGCCUUUCUUCUGGCUGUUUGAAAACGUUGUCGCCAUGGGUGUCAAUGACAAGAGGGACAUCUCACGCUUCUUGGAGUGCAACCCUGUCAUGAUUGAUGCGAUCGAUGUGUCAGCGGCACACAGAGCACGUUAUUUCUGGGGGAACCUGCCAGGAAUGAACAGGCCCCUGGUUGCUUCUUCAGCAGAUAAGCUUGAACUCCAGGACUGCCUUGAGCACGGCAGGAUAGCAAAGUUUAGCAAAGUUAGGACCAUAACGACCAGGUCGAACUCCAUAAAGCAGGGCAAGGAUCAACAUUUCCCAGUUAUCAUGAAUGGGAAGGAGGACAUUCUGUGGUGCACGGAGCUGGAGAGGAUUUUUGGAUUCCCAGUGCACUACACGGACGUAUCUAACAUGGGGCGUGGAGCCAGACAGAAACUCCUUGGAAGGUCGUGGAGCGUGCCUGUCAUUCGCCACCUAUUUGCGCCACUGAAGGAUUACUUUGCUUGUGACUAGCUCAGACCAACGGGGUGCCUUCCAGGAACAUAAAGGUGCUCUCAAUAGAAGAUGAUGUGUAGUCAAAACAAAAUUCAGACUUUUUUUAAACAUAUCAACAUACUGUGACACAAGAACAUUUGAAUGGCAUUAUUCUGAAGGUAGCGGACUGUACAUUUAUGAUACAGUGGCUACUUGUCAGUUAUACCUCAGGACAUGGUAAGUGGCAAGUGCUUACUUACAGUGCUUACUCAACUUUUGCAAUCAUCUUUUAUACGAAACCAUAGUAGAAUUUCUACUUUUACCUAUAGCUUUGUUAGUGUGCAAAGACUGUACUUUGCAAUUUUAGUACUUGGCCAAUCUUGUUUUAUGGGGUUUCUGUUUAAGGGCGUUUAACUCUUAAUGGUGCUAUUGUCCACCUUUUCGAUUUUCAUCUUCAAAUCCAAAAUACCUGAAAUAGUAUUUUAUUUUAUACAUAGUUGUAGCUGGAUUCUUGGUAGAUGGGUAGAAUACUGUAAAACUACUGACGGAGGGUAAAUACUGUAUAGUACAUUUUUGUUUUUUUAAAAAAAGUGAUGCACCAUCAUUGUUGAUGUUGAACUUGAUGUUUCUCUGUUAAACAGUAUUCCAGUACGUUUCUUAAUUACGGAUUGCAGUUUUCACUCCGUAGUCUUUGUUUGUAUGUGUAGACGGCCCCACAAAAAAGAGAAAUCAUGUUUUAAUUGAAAUUUUUUGCUAUUGAACCGAGGUCUGCAAAUGUGUAAACGAACAAAAGAAAAAAAAGUUUAAUGAUGGAAAAUGUAGCAUUGUUUAUAAAGAGAAAGGGUCUGUUCCAUUAGCCACAGAGAGGAAUUCAUCCCACUCAAUCUCAUAUGGAUCAGACACACAGGACGGAAUUGAGAGGUGGUUCAUUUUGAGCCUACAAGGGGUUUAUUUUGUUGUUGCUUCGUUAAUUGUCACGUGCGUUUGUUUUUCCAAAAAAAAAUACUUUUAAUAAUGUUACCACAAACAGUUCUGUUCAGGUUGAUUUAAAAAUCAAAGGCAGCAAGCAAAAUACAAUUUUACUGUUAAUCUAUAGCACAGUUAGUUACCGUUUCUAUUUUUAUAUUUUUAAACUUCAAUUUUGUACCUAUUUUGCUACCUAUGACCAUCCUCUCUCCUCUUCCAACCGCGCAGGGAGUCCCUUUAAUUGAGCUCCCCGACCUCAACUAAAAGGUGCUUUAAUUAGAGGUCAUUAAACGAUUCCUUUAAUUUUUCUCAUACUUCUAUGGAGGUGCUCAGUCCCCACUUCACAACUUCCAGAGGCACUAUACGGACAUCAGAAGAUUCCUGGGCUAUCAGGUUUUAUGGCACAGUAACUCUAUUGCACUGGUGGAUUUUAUUUGCUUUUCUAAAUUAUUGCAAAUUAAAACCAAUAAUAGCACUGUCCAUAUUUAAUAACACAUUGAGGGGGAAGGGGAGAUCCUUUUGACGGCAGUAUUUCUAAAAUACUGUGGAUUCAAACAAUAUUGACAGCUCUGUGGUCAUCCAAGUGGGAAUGUUAACAGUCGGAAUUUUUUUUCAAUCCCAGAUUUGGGAGUUUUCACACGGUUCCAAAGAGCUGCUGCUGUGGUGGGAGUUCCGUCCCGGUUCUGCUGUAAUCAGGGUUAGAAUAACAAAUCGCAUAUCUUAAAAAUUCAUCCAUGGAGAUAAUGGUCCAAAUUACAUACAGAAUGGAUGCUGUUCACUGAUAUAUCUGCUCAAUCGCGCUCUAUCAACAGAAUAGUGUAUUUGGAUUUAAUACGAUUUAAUACUGAGUCAGGUGAGAUUUAAUACUAACAGUGACUGACUAUUACAAUAUUUUGAGAUCCUAUCAGCAGUUGAUCACACAGAACAGAGACAGGCACAAUAGAACAUCUAAUUUUUGUGUUUUGAACCCAUGCCAAGUAAGUCAUGAUUUGAAUGCCCAGAUCAGGUGCGUGUUGUUCACCCAGCUCCAUUCAAAGCCAUGAGGAGCAGGCAGUGUAAAACCAGCUUCCCACUCCACAUCACUGAACACCAACCAGAGAGCGCGAGGCAGGGGAGGGAAAAGGGCAGGAGAAUGGGACUAGAUGACUCUUCAUAGAGAGUUCUUGCAGGCACGAUGGGCCCAAUGCCCACCUUUUUACAUAUUAAAAAGGUUAUGGUAAUCUCAGAAUCUUUUAAUUUCUUUCCAUGUAAAUGGAAUUAACAGAGUUAGUCACAGAACUGGUGAGGAGGUUAGAAUGGGACAAAGAUUAUGUGACAGAAAAGCAAAGGACUAACACCACCAUAUUGCUACCCAAGCUCUUUUGAACUUUCCCUUGGACAAAUUACGUAAGUCGGCAUUUUGGAGGAUCUGCAAAUGCACGUUAGUGCGUUUCUCUUCUCUUUCCCCCCCCCUCCCUCCCUCUAGUAAAAUCUGUGUUUCACUGAUCAAUGUGACGUUUGUAGAUGUUAACACUGCCGUAACGCUGUUGAAGUUGUGAAGUGUUCUGUGCAGCAAAAACAGAACAAUAAAAGUGGCCAAAUUCAUGUCCAUGCCUUAGGAAAUGGGUCACAAACUAUUUCCAACCGUGAGUGAAUUCUGGGAGUUUUCCAUAAUGUGCCAUUUGCUAACUCUACAAAAUUAAAAGGAUAAACUACAUAGAGAGAACACCAGCAGAGCUAAAUGCACUGAACCUAAUCCUUACCCUCGGUGCUUUUUAAUACUACUCAGUACAUUUUAUACGAACAAUGUUUACAGUUGAGCUUUUGUAACCAGGUACGGCUAGUUAGUUUUCAUUGGGAUCAUUCCUCCUGCAUGUUACAGUGAACGUUUACAUUUUUAAAAAAAAAGAUCCUUGAGGGGGAAAAAAAUGUACAGCGAGCACUAAUUUGAAAAGGUUGUUUUUUCUUUAAAAAGUUCAUGGCUCUCGUUUAAAUUUUAAUUGUUUGGACUCGCGGACCGAGUUCCAUUUGAAAAAUGCGCGAACAGGAAAAUGUUUUCGGAUGUGCAUCACUUUUGCUCUAACAUUACAGCACCGAGAUUUGAACUGUAUCUACUGCACGUGAGCUCAAAGAGGUACAAUUUGUAGCACUUCGGUCAUUCCAAUAAAUGAUUAUCGCCAUUUGUUA
This is a messenger RNA of Callorhinchus milii (elephant shark), 5602 nucleotides long. Its product is annotated as DNA (cytosine-5)-methyltransferase 3B. The transcript has 22 exons. The record is from RefSeq and is a predicted model, not a curated record. Gene Ontology annotation, molecular function: DNA (cytosine-5-)-methyltransferase activity, acting on CpG substrates; DNA binding. Lineage: Eukaryota; Metazoa; Chordata; Chondrichthyes; Chimaeriformes; Callorhinchidae. Bases 104 to 2509 code for a protein of 801 amino acids. Gene Ontology annotation, biological process: negative regulation of transcription by RNA polymerase II. Gene Ontology annotation, cellular component: nucleus.